Messenger RNA from Toxorhynchites rutilus septentrionalis, 6033 nucleotides. It is a transcript of the gene norpA, whose product is annotated as 1-phosphatidylinositol 4,5-bisphosphate phosphodiesterase. Bases 975 to 4229 code for a protein of 1084 amino acids. Gene Ontology annotation, biological process: lipid metabolic process; phosphatidylinositol-mediated signaling. Lineage: Eukaryota; Metazoa; Arthropoda; Insecta; Diptera; Culicidae. Gene Ontology annotation, molecular function: calcium ion binding; phosphatidylinositol-4,5-bisphosphate phospholipase C activity. The transcript has 14 exons. The record is from RefSeq and is a predicted model, not a curated record.
GUAUCUACUUGAGCCUCGAAAGUUGCGGUGUUUGUCCGUAGUGGUCCCUCGUCGCUGAGCUGAAUCAAUCUGGGCUGCUACCGAAUUCAGAGGAAAAGGCCCUGGCCACACAGUCUGAAAUCUGGAAUUAUCGCACAGCAAAAAGUUCCAACAGGAAAAGUUGCUUCUCAGAAUCCGUGAAUGUGAUCGCUGGGUGAGAAUAUUUCGUGGACAUUCAAAUCUGAGGUUAGUUUCGCUGGAACCAAAUAAGCAAAAAUGUUUGUGCAGCAAAGCAAUCGCAAUUUUGUGGCUACCAGUGUCAUAAAAUCAAAGGUUGCUGCGUUUGUGUUUUAAGCCUGGAAGUUGUGUUAUGCAUUUAGUGGUUUCUUUUUUUCUGAAGAAGCUGCCUAUGCAGCGUAAAAGCCAAAUUUAAGCAUCAUUCGGAGGAAGCAAAUUUGCAAAUCUGACAAGUGCGAAAGAAAGGGUGUAUUUUCCAAAUCGCAUAUUUUUUUCGGGGAGUGUGAGUUUUCCUUCGUUAAUCAACGUGCAGAAGAAGAAGAGCUUCAAGCUUGCCCAAAUAGCGCCCAAACGAGUCGACCGUGCGGCUGUGUUUGUGCAAUAUUGUAUUGAGUGCGUGCGGGAAAAUCGGAGAAGAAAGCUGAGAAAUAGGAAGGAAAACUCGAGUUGAAGAAGUGCUUUCUGGGUGUUCGUUUCCCACCACAUAACAGUGUAUGCAAGUGGGAGUGAUAAUUCGCCAGUUCACCACUGAGAGCGAACGGGGAGAGUGCACAUUUCGGGAAGAACUUAAUUGAAAAGUGAUUCAUUAUUAUUAUUGUGAGUUCAAGUUAGAGCAAUUCACCGCCAUCCAGCACCACCCACUCCUAGUGCAGCAGCAGGUUACUUCCUCCAGACUAUUUGUGGUGGCUAUUAGGAAAUCUCUCUCGCCCGCGCGGUAUUUAGUUAUUUCAAGAUCUCAUCUAUAGUAUUCAUAAGCAAUGACCAAGAAGUUUGAAUUCAACUGGCAACUCCCGGUCCCGGAGGAGCUCCAGAAGGGGUGUGUCUUCGACCGAUGGACCGAGGAGAAGGACAACAACGAGUUCGAACCGGGCUGUAUGUUCAAAGUGGACGAGUAUGGAUUCUUCGUUUACUGGAAGAGCGAAGGGCGGGAAGGUGAUGUGAUAGAGCUAUGCCAAGUCAGUGAUAUCCGAGCGGGAGGAAUGCCAAAGGAUGUGAAACUGUGCAACCAGCUGUGCAAUAAACACGGUGAAAACGUGGAGGAGAAAUCAUUAACGAUCUGCUCGGGAACAGAUUACAUCAACAUCAACAUGCAACACGUUGUUUGUCCUGAUGCAGCCACAGCAAAGCUGUGGCAACAGGGACUCCGCUACAUCACCCACAACAGCAAGCUGAAUAACGUUUGUCCACGGACUAACCUGAUGAAGCAUUGGAUGAGGUUAGGCUUUCUGGUUGAAAAAGGAGGAAAAGUACCCGUCAAAGUUGUAGCCAGAACGUUCGCUUCAGGCAAAACCGAAAAGCUAGUCUACCAAAUUCUUUCCGAUCUGGGUUUACCAAGUGGCAAAAAUGAUGCCAUUGAACGGGCAGACUUCACAUUCGACAAAUUCUAUGAACUGUACCACAAGAUUUGUCCUAGGAAUGAUAUCGAAGAGUUGUUCCGAUCAAUCACCCAAGGUAAAGCGAAUUCCAUCAAUCUAGAUCAGUUCAUCAAUUUCCUGAACGAGAAACAGCGUGAUCCUCGCUUGAACGAAAUCCUCUAUCCGUUGUACGACGAGAAACGUGCACUCGAGAUUAUUAACACCUACGAGCAAGAUGAACAGGCUCGAGAAGCAAAAACCCUCACCAAGGAUGGCCUCAUUCGGUACCUGAUGUCGGACGAGAAUGCACCAGUAUUCCUGGAUCGAUUGGACAUCUACAUGGACAUGGAUCAACCUCUCUCGCAUUACUACAUCAACUCAUCCCACAACACGUACCUGUCGGGUCGUCAGUUCGGUGGCAAAAGCUCGGUCGAAAUGUACCGGCAGACACUGCUGGCAGGGUGUCGCUGUGUCGAACUCGACUGUUGGGACGGCAAAGGUGAAGACGAGGAACCCAUCAUUACCCACGGAAUGGCUAUGUGUACCGAUAUUUUGUUCAAGGACGUUAUCUAUGCCCUCCGCGAUACAGCCUUCGUCACCUCUGAUUAUCCUGUGAUACUAUCAUUCGAGAACCACUGUUGCCGGGUGCAGCAGUACAAGCUAGCUAAAUACUGUGAUGAAAUUCUUGGCGAUCUACUGCUAAAAGAGGCACUGCCUGACUAUCCGCUCGAACCUGGUGCUGCACUUCCGCCACCUUCUGCACUGAAACGCAAAAUUAUGAUAAAGAACAAGCGGCUGAAAUCGGAGGUGGAGAAACGCGAACUGGAACUGUUCCUGCAGGGAGAAUUUGUGGUGGAAGAUGAAGUCAAAGAGGACGCCAGCGCAGUUCGUAAACCAGAGCCAACCGAGGAGGCAGCACCUGCGGCAGCGGCUGCCGCAGCGACCCAGGAAGGGGCCGAAGGUGGUGAAGUUCCUAUACAGUACACCGGUUCCACAACUAACGUCCAUCCGUGGCUAUCAUCGAUGGUGAACUACGCCCAGCCGAUUAAGUUCCAAUCGUUCGAAUCCGCCGAAAAGAAAAACAUCCAUCACAAUAUGUCUUCGUUCGCCGAAACGACCGGCAUGAAUCUGCUAAAACAGCAGGCCAUCGAUUUUGUGAACUACAACAAGCGUCAAAUGUCUCGCAUCUAUCCGAAGGGAACGCGCGCUGAUUCGUCCAAUUACAUGCCACAGGUGUUCUGGAACGCUGGCUGCCAAAUGGUGUCUCUCAACUUUCAAACAUCCGAUCUCCCGAUGCAGCUAAACCAAGGUAAAUUCGAAUACAACGGCAACUGUGGCUAUCUGUUGAAGCCCGAUUUCAUGCGCCGAGGCGAUCGAAGUUUCGAUCCUUUCGCCGAUGCUCCAGUGGACGGUGUGAUUGCUGCAUCGUGCGCGGUACAAGUAAUCGCUGGUCAGUUCUUGUCGGAUAAAAAAGUCGGUACUUACGUCGAAGUCGAUAUGUACGGCCUCCCCUCGGAUACAGUUAGGAAGGAAUUCCGAACCCGUUUGGUACCUGCGAACGGUCUUAACCCAGUGUACAACGAGGAACCGUUUCUCUUCCGUAAAGUCGUAUUGCCUGAUCUAGCUGUGCUUCGGUUCGGAGUUUAUGAUGAAAACGGAAAGCUUCUCGGACAACGAAUCUUGCCCCUGGAUGGUCUUCAGGGCGGCUAUCGGCACAUUUCUCUGCGUACCGAAGCCAACUUCCCAAUGUCGCUUCCAAUGUUGUUCUGUAAUAUUGAGCUUAAAAUCUACGUUCCCGAUGGUUUUGAAGAUUUUAUGGAUGCGCUUUCGGAUCCGCGUGCUUUCAUGGGAGCAGCAAAAGAACGAUCCGACAACAUGAAGGCUAUGGGAAUCGAAGAGUCCAGCUCUGGGGCAGCCGCUGAUGCCAGCAAAGCUGCCAAACCAGAAGAACCCAAAGAACCUCCCCUGGUGUUCGACCCAAUCACGGUUGAAUCACUCCGCCAGGAGAAGGGAUUCCAGAAGACUGCCAAAAAACAACAGAAAGAGCUGGAUAGCGUCAAGAAGAAGCACGCCAAAGAGCGAAUGGCAGUUCAGAAGCAACAAAACGCUGCCAUUGAGCGACUAAUCAAAGGAAAGAGCAAAGAGGAAAUCAAGGCUAAUUCGGAGAUUCGUAAGGUAAUCCAAGAGCAAAACUCGCAGUGGACUGAAAUGAUUGAGCGCCACAAGAAGGAGGAAUGGGAUCUGCUCAAGCAGCAGCUGGAUGAUCAGAAGGACAUACUGCGAAAGCUGAUGGAGUUGACCCAGGCAUCGCAGAUGAAGCAACUCGAGGCAAAGCACGAACGAGAGGUCAAGGAGCUUAACAGUCGCCAGGCAAAGAUCUCGGUCGAGACGUCCAAAGAGGUGGCAAACGAUAAGACCCUCAAGACCAAGGGUGAGAAAGAUCGACGACUGCGUGAGAAGAAACAAAACAACAUCAAACGAUUCAUGGAUGAGAAAAAGACGGCGGGUAUAAAACAAAACCGCGAGAAAGAGAAGUUGAAGGUAACCCACGAUAAGCAACUGGAGGAAUUGGACAGCGAUGUGCAAAAGCUAAUGGACAUGUAUAAGAUCGACGAGGAGGAGUACAAAAUGGUCAGCAAAAUGGAGUUUUACGCUUAAGCAGGAAUCCCUUUCGAAUCUACUCCACCAACACUAAUAAAGCCAGAAACUGAACUGAACUUUACCUUUAGAUGUGAAUCAAAAAAAAAAAUAAGAACAAUGUGAAAUGAUGAGUAAACGUAAAAAGUAUAUGAAAUACGAAGAAACCCCAUAUAUUAGGAACAUAUUAAGCUAUGCUCUAUUAUCAGUAAAAAAAAGAUUGUGUCAUUUUUGAGCAAGUGAGAAAGCAGAGCAAACACUACUGCUAGUAUUAGUGAAGAAAAGAAACAAACUACAUUUAUCAAACUUAGAAAACAAGAAAACAGUGAGAUUAGUAUUUUUAGUACUAUUAUUUUCAUUAAAAAAGUUGGAACAUGAUUUAUGCGCUGAUGUGAGCGAACUGAAGAAAUUUCAAUAUAUUCGUACUGAUUGAACGACUAUAUUGGCUAUAUUGAGUCAUCAUCCAGUUAGAAUGGACGGGAACAAAUGAUGUUGAAGCAUAUGGAUAUGAUAAAAAGUUUAACUUAAAGAUCAACAAUCAUGAAUUAACAAUUUUUUUCAGAGAAUAUUGUUGUUUUGUAUUCGCUAUUAUGGAUAGCAUUUUUUGCCAUUUUCGUUGCUUCUAAGCUAGCUUACUUUGCUAGUUUCUAAUUGAUGUUGCACCAUUCAAAUAGAGAGUCAAUUAGAAAGAUUUAAUAUUGGUAAAAACGAGCACAUUGUUAUUUCCAAUCAGAAACCCAACCAAAAUUUAAAAAUGUCCUGUUGAACUUAUUUCGUGUUUUAGUUUAAAUUCAGCGGCCGAGCAAAUUCUAAGCAUGGACAAGAAAACCCCAGAAAUAAUUUUAAAAUCAAAUAAAAGUGUAUAUCACAGUAAUACUGAAAUUUACUGUCAGAAAAUCAUAUUAGAGUUAGAAACUGACGAAACCAAAUUUUAAUGCAAGUCACAGAGCGUGUGGAAGGAGAAUAAAAAAAUAACAAGUAUUACACUAUUCUACCGAAGCAUGAUCUGGGUAUCAUUCGUCCCUCCCUGAAAAUCCUCUCACGAUCGUCUAUCGAUCAUUCCUUCGCCAACCCAACACACAGACAGUUGUGGAAUUAAACUACUGUUAUCAACUCGAAAUAACUAGAACAAAAAAAUCGUGAGUGCCUAUAACACAAAACAUCACCCCUGUACUUUUAACCCGAAUAAUGUUACUCCAUCAUCCCCAUUUUGCUUUUGUUUCUGGAAUGUCUAAUAAACCAGGAAUCGACAUACACACACAUGGAUAAAAUUUGGACACAGUGAUAGAGAGACAUUCAACAAACAAAGUUUAUACUUCUGGCUGGGAGUAAGAUAAAACAUGCGAACAGUUUUCAAGUGAGAAGCACGUUUUCUAGUCAUUAGCUUAUAAGUGAUGUUACCCCCUGGGCGAAUCAUCCAGGUCCUGUAUACCAAUCAGUUCCCACAUGUACCAAAAAAACACUUAUUCGAAAAAAGAGAAGAAAAAAACAAGCAUUAAGAGAGCCGCAAUGAAGUAUUAUUAUUGCCAGUGGAAAUUUUCUCGAAACAGGAAACCAAAUCAAAUACAUACCGUUUUAAGGUUAGGACGAAAGGAUUACAAGAAAAAAAAUCGAAUGAAACAUUGGACGUUAAUAUUCGGUAACUGAGAGAAAGAGAUAGAAAGAGAGAGAGCAAAUCAGAAAAUAGCGAAAGAUGAGCAUGGAUAGAGAUUAUCUUUUUUGAACAGAGUAAUUUAUGUAGGUGAAUAGGUGAAAGAAAGAUGAUCGAAUCGUAAUGGGUAAAUUUUAAAGAAUUUAGAGAAGAAAUAACAUAGGGCAUCCAUUA